AUGUCAAACAAUUAAAUCAUAUACUAAUAAUAAGAAGAACAAAGAUCUCUCUUUUCUCGAUUAUGUGCUUGUUUGCAAAUAUUUAAAGAUAAAAAGAAACGAGGAUCUCAAAAUUAAUAUCAUCAUGAAAUAGAUACUCCUAAAUCAUCCUUUAUUGUAUUAAUAGAAAAUUAAUUCUUAGUUAGGUUAAAAGAAAACUAUUGUCUUGGAUUUAGAUGAAACAUUAGUACACAGUCAAUUUCAACCUAUGGAUAAUUAUGAUUUCUGUUUGGAUGUACCAUUCUAGUGUUAUAUAAGAUUGUCGUUUAAUCAUAAAAUUUCAAAGUUUUUGUUAUUGUUCGUCCAGGUGCUAAACAAUUUAUUGAUGAACUAAGCAAUUUUUAUGACAUUAUUUUAUGGACUGCAAGUCUCAAAGAAUAUGCUAUGCCAGUAAUGGAUUAUAUUGAUCCUGAUAAAAAGGCAAUAGACAGAUUAUUUAGAGAGAGUUGCACUAUUAUCAAAGGUGGAUUGACUAAAGACUUAAAUAAAUUAGGUCGUGAUUUGAAAGAUAUUGUCAUUGUUGAUGUAAUUAUAUAUUAAUUAAUUUCAGAAUUCAAUAUUAUCAUUUGCAUUGAAUUCUGAAAAUGGUUUUCAAAUUAAAGAUUUCUUUUAUGAUACAUAAGAUAGAGAACUUGAAUAAAUUCUCCCAUUUUUAGUUUGGAUCUCAUAAGUAAUCUAUAUAAUAAUUAAAUAAGCUUCCUGAUGUGAGACCAGUGUCUUUAUAAUAUCAGUAAUUUAUAAAUUCAUCACCAGAAUAGUUAAAUCAAAGAAGAAAUGGUAGUAUUGUACCAUUAGAUUAAUAAAAGUUUUACAGUGUCUCCAGAUCUUUUACAAUGCAAAGAGAAAAAAUUAAGUAAAGUUCUAUAAUAAAAACAUUAACAUUAUCUAAAAAUGAUGAAGAAGAAUUUGAUGAAAUUGUCUUUAAAAAACAAAUAAAUUCAGGAGUCAUUGCAAAAUAGGAUUAAACAAAUGAUAGUGAAAAGGAAACAUUUGAAAUUGGCAAUUGA
Messenger RNA from Paramecium pentaurelia, 1046 nucleotides. The record is from the annotation of a GenBank genome assembly. NCBI's taxonomy places the organism in Eukaryota, Ciliophora, Oligohymenophorea, Peniculida, Parameciidae.